Messenger RNA from Corylus avellana, 1974 nucleotides. RefSeq names its product beta-amylase 3 (gene BMY3). The record is from RefSeq and is a predicted model, not a curated record. Gene Ontology annotation, biological process: polysaccharide catabolic process. NCBI's taxonomy places the organism in Eukaryota, Viridiplantae, Streptophyta, Magnoliopsida, Fagales, Betulaceae. Gene Ontology annotation, molecular function: beta-amylase activity.
UCCAAACAAAAUUCACGGUUUCACUCUCACUUUGUGAUCUCUCCGAGAGAGCUUUUUGUUGUUCAAUUUUUGUUUUUAAAGUUUCUAAUUGGGUUUCGUUUUCUGGGUUCGAAACUGCGUUUCGGGUAGUGAAAACCUUUUUUUUUUUAAAAAAAAAAAAAAAAAAAAACAAAUCGGGUAUGGAGGUUUCGAUGAUUGGGAGCUCUCAGGCGAAGAUUUGGAAAACCGAUUUGGCGUACAGGGAGCUGGGUUUUUCUGAUCUGAAAGGUGUUGGGAAGGUGUUUUCUGCGAAGAGCAGGGUAUGUUUCGAGCAGAGCCCGAGGUGGAGAAAGGCUCGAGUCCGAUUCGCUUUGAAGGCUGUUCAGUCUGAACCGCUCCGGUCCGAGAAAGUCUCGGUUUGUACCAGAAGAUCCAAAUCGCAUGAUGGUGUAAGAUUAUUUGUUGGGCUGCCCUUGGAUGCGGUUUCCGACUGCAAUGCAGUAAACCAUGCUAAAGCAAUUGCAGCUGGCCUGAAAGCUUUGAAGCUGUUGGGAGUGGAAGGUGUAGAGCUCCCAGUUUGGUGGGGAAUAGUAGAGAAAGAAGCCAUGGGGAAGUAUGAGUGGUCAGGCUAUCUUGCUCUUGCUGAGAUGGUUCAGAAAGUUGGCCUCAAGCUUCAUGUGUCUCUUUGCUUCCAUGCAUCUAAACAACCAAAAAUAUCACUCCCCAAGUGGGUAUCCCGGAUUGGCGAAUCCCAACCCGGAAUUUUUUUCACCGAUCGGGCAGGACAGCAUUACAAAGAGUGCCUAUCAUUAGCUGUUGGUGAUCUUCCUGUGCUUGAUGGGAAGACUCCGAUCCAAGCAUAUCAUGAAUUUUGUGAGAGCUUUAAGUCUUCUUUCUCACCUUUCAUGGGUUCCACAAUCACGGGCAUCUCUAUGGGUCUAGGACCAGAUGGUGAGCUCCGAUAUCCUUCACACCACAGGCAAGCCAAAAGUAACAAAAUCCCCGGAGUUGGAGAAUUCCAGUGUUAUGAUAAAAACAUGCUUAGCAUUUUGAAGCAACAUGCUGAAGCAACCGGUAAUCCGUUAUGGGGACUUGGCGGUCCUCACGAUGCCCCGACUUAUGACCAGUCGCCCAACUCGAACAACUUCUUCAGGGAAGAUGGCGGAUCAUGGGAGUCUCCAUAUGCUGACUUCUUCCUUUCCUGGUACUCAAACCAGCUCAUAUCCCAUGGAAAUCGUCUCCUCUCCCUUGCCUCUUCAAUUUUCAGUGAGACUGCAGCUACAGUAUAUGGCAAGGUGCCACUAAUGCACUCUUGGUACAGAACCAGAUCCCAUCCAUCUGAGCUUACUGCUGGGUACUAUAACACGAGCAGUAGAGACGGUUAUGAAGCGGUUGCAGAGAUGUUUGCAAGGAAUUCAUGCAAAAUGAUUUUGCCUGGAAUGGACCUGUCAGCUGAGCACCAGCCAAAUGAGUCCCUCUCAAGUCCUGAGUUGUUACUUGCUGAUAUCAGGGCAAGUUGCAGAAAGCAUGGAGUUGAUGUUUCUGGACAAAACUCAUCAGCUUCUGUGGCUCCCGGUGGCAUGGAACAGAUAAGGAAGAAUUUGUUGGGUGAGAAUGCUGUGGACUUGUUCACUUAUCAGAGAAUGGGAGCUUAUUUUUUCUCUCCGGAGCAUUUCCCUUCAUUCACAGGGUUCGUCCGGAGUCUUCAUCAACCAGAAUUGGAAUCAGAUGAUCUGCCUAAAGAAGAAAAAGAAGCUCUGCACGUAAGUUCAGAAUCAGGCGUUCACAUGCAAGCAGCUUAAUUAGUAAGAGUGUUAGAAAUAUAUUCCUGUAAAUAUAGAACAAUAUAUCUAUUUUUAUCAUUUGUAUAAUAAGACGUUAUAUAAUUUGUACAUCCUGGUUUAAACUUUAAUGGAAUAGAAAGCUCUAAUUGUGUAGAUAAAUUUAUCUUAAGCUUGCUCUUUCCUACAAGGAUCUUGGCAGUUUGCCAGCUCC